AUGGCACCGCUCGAAGCGGCGACGACCCUCUCUUCGCCUCCUUCACGUCACUUGCUCCCGCUCCAAGCGUUCAGGGGCUCGCGAGAACCGGUCCAGAUGGCUUCUACUGCUGAGUACAGCGCCUGCUCUGUCUGCGGCCGGCUCACUUCGCUCAAAUGCCGCCCUUGCACCGAUGCGGGUGUCGACCUCUUCUUCUGCUCGCCGGAAUGCCAGAAGCUUGUCUGGUUCGCUCACCGUCAAGUCUGCGGUCCUGGCAAGGCCAACCCGCCUUGUCUUCCCGAGCUUUCGUCGGCAGAACUCCAAAGCGCCCGAGAGAGGAGUCGAAACCCGAUUGUGACAGGCGGCGGUCACCCUAUGAUGCUUGCAGGAGAUCUCGAGGGUGUUAGCCAUGAUCGCUUCGAGACGGUCAUAAACUUCAUCGGCGGCCCUGUCAACGAAUGCAGCGCUCUCCCGAACAAGCCCUACCUCGUCAGCAUCGUACGGUCCACUCGCUGGAGCGACCCGACGCAGAAGCCAAACAUCUCGCUUCGAGGGCUGCCUGACAACUUUGUCAUCGACCACGUCAGCAAGCUCAUCUGCGGCGUCUGCAGCAGUCUCCUCGGCGGCGACAUUCUUCCUGAGAAAGUGAUUGACACUUCGUGGUGGACGCCGCUCGUUCAUCGACUCGUCCUCCUCUCGGCAACCGUCAAAGUAGCGCUGGAGACUUGCGACGCGAAGUAUUUUGCAUGGGCUUGCAGCGCUCGUCUGCGCCUUGUCCAGUGGCUCCACAGCGGCAUGAACAUCGGCGCAGCUGCCCUCAAAGCCGCGUUGGCUGACUACGACCCGAUGACGACGGAACUGCGCUACAUCUGCAGUCCUCGGCUGCAGGAGAUGCUCAGGCAGUCCCAAGAGUAG
Rhodotorula toruloides NP11 is the source of this 894-nucleotide messenger RNA. RefSeq names its product zinc finger, MYND-type domain containing protein. Lineage: Eukaryota; Fungi; Basidiomycota; Microbotryomycetes; Sporidiobolales; Sporidiobolaceae. The transcript has 3 exons. The coding region runs from base 1 to 894 and encodes 297 amino acids. The record is from RefSeq and is a predicted model, not a curated record.